Molecule: messenger RNA, 1086 nt
Organism: Eubalaena glacialis (North Atlantic right whale)
Lineage: Eukaryota; Metazoa; Chordata; Mammalia; Artiodactyla; Balaenidae
Gene: SBK3
Product: SH3 domain binding kinase family member 3
Exons: 4
Coding region: 1-1086 (361 amino acids)
Biological process (GO): protein phosphorylation
Molecular function (GO): ATP binding; protein serine/threonine kinase activity
Source: RefSeq, a predicted model, not a curated record
AUGGAGCUCAGGGACCCCGAGACCCAGGAGGAUGGGAACCCGGAGGAGGACACAGCCACGGCCCUCCAGAGGCUCGUGGAGCUGACAGCCACCAGGGUGACCCCAGUGAGGAAACUGCGUGUCCAGUAUCACCUCAUCCGAAAGCUUGGCUCUGGCUCCUACGGCCACGUGCUCCUUGCCCGGCCACGCCAAGGGGGUCCGGUUGUGGCUCUGAAGCUCCUACCUCGGGACUCGGUCCUGAGAACCACCUUCCUGAGAGAGUUCUGUGUGGGCCGCUGUGUCUCGUUACAUCCAGGCAUGAUCCAGACCCUCGCAGGACCCCUGGAGACCCCCCGACACUUCGCCUUUGCCCAGGAGUAUGCGCCCUGUGGGGAUCUCAGCGGGAUGCUGCAGGAACAGGGCCUCCCAGAGCUGCAGGUGAAGCGGGUGGUGGCCCAGCUAGCUGGAGCCCUGGACUUCCUCCAUGGCCGGGGGCUGGUCCAUGCGGACGUGAAGCCAGGAAACGUGCUGGUCUUCGACCCUGUCUGCAGCCGUGUGGCCCUGGGUGACCUGGGUCUGACCCGGCCUGAGGGCAGUCCAACCUCUGCCCCGCCACGGCCACUGCCCUCCGCCCCACCCGAGCUCUGCCUCCUGCUGCCCCCUGAAACCCUGCCCCUGCGACCAGCAGUGGACUCCUGGGGGCUGGGGGUGCUUCUCUUCUGUGCGGCCAUUGCCUGUUUCCCUUGGGACGUGGCGCUAGCCCCUGACCCUGAGUUCGAGGCCUUUGCUGGCUGGAUGAUCAACAGGCCCCAGCCACUUCAACCACCGCCCCCUUGGGACCAGUUUGCGCCCCCGGCUCUGGCACUGCUCCAGGGCCUUCUGGACCUGGAUCACGAGACUAGGAGACCCCCACUGGCUGUCCUGGACUUCCUGGGGGAUGACUGGGGGUUAAAGAACAAAGAGAGACCUGGGUGCUUGGGGAGUAUGUCCAGUGAAGUUGGGGAGGAGGAGGAAGAGGGGGGAGCAAGCCUGGAAGAGUGGUCAGAGGAGGAGGAGAAUGAUGACAAAGAUGGUGGGAGGACGGGGACAGAUGGCGGAGAGCCCUGA